Molecule: messenger RNA, 2247 nt
Organism: Marasmius oreades (fairy-ring Marasmius)
Lineage: Eukaryota; Fungi; Basidiomycota; Agaricomycetes; Agaricales; Marasmiaceae
Gene: CLF1
Product: NineTeen Complex (NTC) component
Exons: 11
Coding region: 1-2247 (748 amino acids)
Biological process (GO): spliceosomal complex assembly; mRNA splicing, via spliceosome
Cellular component (GO): U2-type catalytic step 2 spliceosome; Prp19 complex; post-mRNA release spliceosomal complex
Molecular function (GO): protein binding
Source: RefSeq, a predicted model, not a curated record
AUGGAUGGACGCGCACCAAGAAUAAAAAACCGGGCCCCAGCCGCCAUCCAAGUUACCGCUGAGCAACUUCUUCGAGAGGCCCAAGAAAGACAAGAAGGUGCUUUCCGUGCACCCAGACAACGAGUCGAGGAUUUCGAAGAACUCCACGAAUACAGAGGACGAAAAAGAAAGGAAUUCGAGGAGAGAAUUAGAAGGACGAGGGGAAGCAUUAAAGAAUGGCUUCAAUACGCAAAUUGGGAGGCUUCUCAAAAUGAAUUUGCUCGGUCUCGUUCUGUUUAUGAGCGUGCGUUGGACGUUGACCCACGCAGUAUUCAAUUAUGGUUGAGUUACUGUGAGAUGGAGCUCAAGUCCCGGAACGUCCAACACGCGAGGAAUCUUUUCGACCGUGCGGUUACGCUACUACCCCGAGUUGACCAACUCUGGUAUAAAUACGUCUACCUCGAAGAACUCCUUCAGAACGUACCUGGGGCACGACAAGUAUUUGAAAGAUGGAUGCAGUGGGAGCCGGAUGACAAGGCAUGGCAAGCUUACAUCAAGAUGGAAGAAAGGUAUGGGGAGUCGGACCGUGCGAGUGCGAUUUAUGAGAGAUGGGUCGCUAUAAGACCCGAACCGAGGGUUUGGGUGAAGUGGGGGAAGUUUGAGGAGGACCGACAAAAACUAGAUAAGGCGAGAGAGGUGUUUCAAACUGCGCUCGAGUUCUUUGGGGACGAUGAACAACAGAUCGAGAAAGCUCAAGCUGUUUUUAGUGCGUUCGCGAAAAUGGAGACCAGGUUGAAGGAGUAUGAGCGUGCUCGUGUCAUCUAUAAGUUCGCACUCGAACGCAUACCUCGCUCAAAAUCAGCUGGGUUGUAUGCUUCGUAUACAAAAUUCGAGAAGCAACAUGGGACGCGGACGUCUUUGGAGACCACUGUGCUCGGAAAACGAAGAAUUCAAUACGAGGAAGAGUUGUCUCAUGACCGUCGUAAUUACGAUGUCUGGUUCGAUUUUGCUCGACUUGAGGAAGGUGCCUAUCGUGAUGUAAAGGAGGAAGGUGCUACGGCCAAUGAAGAGGAGGCUGCUGUAGGCCGAGUAAGGGAGGUAUAUGAGCAAGCUGUCGCCCAAGUACCACCAGGGAAUGAGAAACGACAUUGGAGACGGUACAUAUUUUUAUGGCUUGAUUAUGCUCUCUUCGAGGAAAUUGAAACAAAGGAUUACGAGCGAGCCCGACAAAUCUACCAAACCGCUGUCCAGCUAGUUCCUCAUAAAGUUUUCACCUUCGCCAAACUAUGGCUGAACUACGCCAAAUUUGAGGUACGAAGAUUGAAUCUUCAAGCCGCACGGAAGUUGCUCGGUGCGUCAAUUGGGAUGUGCCCGAAGGAAAAGUUGUUCAAAGGCUACAUCGAGCUCGAAGUUGACCUAAGGGAGUUUAGCAACGCACGGACGUUGUAUCAAAAGUAUUUAGAGUUCGAUCCAUCAAACUCGUCCGUGUGGAUCAAGUUCGCCGAACUAGAGUCUCAGUUACAAGACUUUGCACGAACACGCGCGAUAUUCGAACUGGGGGUAUCUCAAUCACCGUUGUCCAUGCCAGAAAUCCUUUGGAAAGCCUAUAUUGAUUUCGAGGUGGAGGAAGGAGAACGAGAGGCAGCGAGAGCGUUGUAUGAACGGUUAAUAGCGUUGAGCGGGCACGUCAAGGUCUGGAUAUCCUAUGCGUUAUUUGAGGCGGAACCCAUUCCUUUACCGAGAGCUGUUCGGGAGGAGGAGGAAGAGGAGGAUGAAGAGGCAGAGCGGAGGAUGGUGGCAGGAGACCCUGGCCUUGCUAGACAGUUGUUUGAUAGGGCAUAUAAGGAUUUAAAGAACAAGGGGUUCAAGAGCGAGCGUGUAGCCCUUCUCGAAGUUUGGAAGACAUUUGAACAAGAACACGGUAGUGCUGACGAUGUGGUGAAGAUAGAGGGUAUGAUGCCUGUUGUUAGUAAGAAGCGGAAGGUAGAUCAAGAAACUGGUCAGACAGUUGAAGAUUGGGACCUUGUUUUCCCCGACGAUGAGAGAGAAUCGAAUCCAGCGUCUUUCAAACUCCUCCAGAUGGCUCAUGCAUGGAAAAAUGCCCAGAAGAGCGGGAGCGCGUCAAAGCCUUCCGAGUUCUUGUCGUCUCUAUCGUCGUCUACUCAAGCUCAGAGUAGCAGCAAGGACGCAAAUUCAAAAAAUGACGGUAGCGAUGGGGCUAGUUCAAGUGGAGGCGACGAGGACGAGGACGAAAGGAUGGUGGAUUGA